CUCGCGGCGCCGCGUCCUUCUCACAUUGGCGCAUGCGCACCGGCCCAGAGCUUUGUUAUUGCAUUUCACUAUGGCGCUUAGCAAGACGUUUGGACAAAAACCUGUCAAAUUUCAGCUGGAGGAGGAUGGAGAUUUUUAUAUGAUUGGGUCGGAGGUUGGAAACUACCUUCGUAUGUUCAGAGGCUCCCUCUACAAGAGAUACCCGUCACUAUGGAGGAAACUGGCCUCGGUGGAGGAGAGGAAGAAGAUAGUAGAGUCAUCACACGAUCACGGUUACACCACGCUGGCCACCAGUGUGACGCUGCUGAAGGCCUCGGAGGUCGAGGAGAUCUUUGAAGGAAACGACGAGAAGUACAAAGCCGUGUCCAUCAGCACAGAGCCGCCCGCCUACCUCAGGGAACAGAAGGCGAAGAGGAACAGCCAGUGGGUUCCCACUCUGCCCAACAGCUCCCACCACCUGGACGCCGUCCCCUGCUCCACCACCAUCAACCGCAGCCGACUGGGCCGCGACAAGAAGAGGACUUUCCCCCUGUGCUUCGACGAUCACGACCCAGCGGUGAUCCAUGAAAACGCCACCCAGUCCGAAGUUCUGGUUCCCAUCCGGCUGGACAUGGAGAUCGAGGGACAGAAGCUCAGGGACGCUUUCACCUGGAACAUGAACGAGAAGCUGAUGACGCCCGAGAUGUUCGCUGAGAUCUUGUGCGACGACCUGGACCUGAACCCGCUGGCCUUCGUCCCCGCCAUCGCCUCCGCCAUCCGGCAGCAGAUCGAGUCGUAUCCGACAGACAGCAUCCUGGAGGAGCAGACGGACCAGAGGGUCAUCAUCAAGCUGAACAUCCACGUGGGGAACAUCUCGCUGGUGGACCAGUUCGAGUGGGACAUGUCGGAGCGCGAGAACUCUCCGGAGAAGUUCGCCCUGAAGCUCUGCUCCGAGCUCGGCCUGGGCGGAGAGUUCGUCACCACCAUCGCCUACAGCAUCCGAGGCCAACUGAGCUGGCACCAGAGGACGUACGCCUUCAGUGAGAACCCGCUGCCCACGGUGGAGAUUGCCAUCAGAAACACGGGAGACGCCGACCAGUGGUGCCCCCUGCUGGAGACGCUGACAGACGCAGAGAUGGAGAAGAAGAUCAGAGACCAGGACAGAAACACAAGGCGAAUGAGGCGGCUGGCGAACACGGCGCCCGCGUGGUAGACGGCGGCGUGGGCGCCCCCUGCAGGCCGGUGCUCGUACGGCGAGGCGUGAGGCUGACGCGAUUCACAACGUCAACAGCAGCAACGACGAAGACGUUCCUCCAGCUCGCUGCCGCUCCAUGAGGUUUUCUGUACGGACCGACCGCGUCCUCAGUCAGACCCCCCACCCCCACCCCCACCCCCCAAAACAAAUCCCUACAGUUUGUUUGUUUGUUAUUAUUCUUACUGUUAUUAUGAUCAAUAUUGGCGAAGCCCCGUUGAAAUUGUCCCUGCUGGUGCUCCCUGACGUCCCGCAGCGUGGAGCCGCUGUUCUCACUUCGACCACUGACUCUGUUUACCGACCGGAGGGGAGAAAACACACAGCCACUCUCAGAUAAUAUAUUGUUAUGUUGUAUUUGUUGUCUUUUUGUACAUUUUAAUAAUUCUUACAAAAUAAAAAGUCAUUGAGCUUCA
This is a messenger RNA of Myripristis murdjan (pinecone soldierfish), 1644 nucleotides long. It is a transcript of the gene smarcb1a, whose product is annotated as SWI/SNF related BAF chromatin remodeling complex subunit B1a. Bases 71 to 1192 code for a protein of 373 amino acids. Gene Ontology annotation, cellular component: nuclear chromosome. Lineage: Eukaryota; Metazoa; Chordata; Actinopteri; Holocentriformes; Holocentridae. Gene Ontology annotation, biological process: chromatin remodeling. The record is from RefSeq and is a predicted model, not a curated record. The transcript is spliced from 9 exons.